Molecule: messenger RNA, 3268 nt
Organism: Asterias rubens (European starfish)
Lineage: Eukaryota; Metazoa; Echinodermata; Asteroidea; Forcipulatida; Asteriidae
Product: ATP-citrate synthase-like
Exons: 20
Coding region: 277-2760 (827 amino acids)
Biological process (GO): fatty acid biosynthetic process; acetyl-CoA biosynthetic process; tricarboxylic acid cycle
Cellular component (GO): cytosol
Molecular function (GO): ATP citrate synthase activity
Source: RefSeq, a predicted model, not a curated record
CCUGUGCUAGGUUAAACCAUAAACCAAGCAACUCUGAUGCAAAGUGCUCUGUGUGUGUGCUCACUCAGCGAUUGAGCACCAGUUUUCAAACAACUGGAAACUUUUUGCGACAUAUUGUAUUAAAUUGGCAUUUACACUACACUCUCCCGAAAACAACUACUCUUCAAUCUGCUUUAAAACAAAAAUUAACUCUAGAAUUAUUGUAUUCCGUUGGCAAAUUUUCUGAAGAAAUAACAUUUCGAAGACUUUCAAAGCUAUACAGAUAUUUACAACAUAAUGCAGAAUCGGGCGCAGUCCAUGUUUUCGAGCGAAAAAGUUGUCAGCGAGGUCUACGGCAAAGAACUUCUAGGUCGUCUUCUGGGACAGGGUGACGGGCGGGCGAAAUGUGUCGUCGUUAACGCCGAGACAAACUGGACUGAUCUGGAGGAACAGAACCCGUGGCUAAAUAGCAAUGCAGGUUUAGUGGUGAAAACAGACCAAUCCAUCAAACGAAGGCAGCAACUUGGGCUAAUCAAACUCAACGUAGAUUACCAGACAGCGAAAAAGUGGAUUCAAGAAAGAUUGGGCUCUCAUAUUGAGAUUGAUGGUGUUAAAGGCAUCCUCAAGCAGUUUUUGAUCGAGCCGUUCCUCCACCAUCAACAAAAUGAAGAGUUCUACUUGUGCAUCUACUCCAGCACAGUUUCCAAGGAUGUCAUCCUGUUCCAUCAUGAAGGAGGGGUGGAUGUUGGAAAUGUGGAUGAGAAGGGUGUUCGUCUAUCACUGGGGUUGAAGAACAAGCCAACAGACCAGGUUAUCAAAGAUGUACUGCUGAAGAGCGUUGACGAUGCAAAGAAACAGAUGUUGAGCAAUUUCAUUCAAUCUCUCGUUGAAUUUUUCCGAGAUCUUCACUUCACUUAUUUGGAGAUCAACCCAUUAGUGGUGACAGACUCUGCGAUCCAUGUACUAGAUGUUGCAGCCAAGCUGGACGCCAAGGCAGCCCCUCUGUGCAAGAAAGAGUGGGGUCAACCUCAAUUCGCUCCAGCACUGUCUCGUGAACUUCUUCCCCAGGAACUAGAAAUCGUGAAGCUCCAGGCUGGCACACCUUGUGCCAUGAAUCUGACCGUCCUGAAUAAGGCUGGUCGCAUAUGGAGUCUCAUCUCUGGCGGUGGCACCUCCCUUGUGAUUUGCGAUAUAGCAGCAAAGCUAGAUGUUUUGGAUGAGUAUGCCUGCUAUACACAGUUCUCAGGGAAACUCACAGCCGACCAGUUAUACAAACUCAGCAGGACUCUGAUCGAUCUGAUGUUGGAAGUGCCACACCCUGAUGGCAAGACGCUGAUCCUCAGCAGCGCCACUGUCGACCUUAUUGUGAUGAUUAAACUCAAGAUUGGACCUGUCGUGGGACUUGUUAAAGCUUUGCUGGAAUCCAAAGAAGAACUCAAGGCCAACAAUAUAUCUUUGGUGAUCCAACGAAAUACUGUAGCAUUCACACCCAAGGGCGUCCCCACAGGGCUGGAAGAGCUAGGUAUACCCAUUCACGUAGUCUCUCUUGAGGUCAACAAAACCCAAAUCAUACAAUUGGCUCUGGGAUUAAAAGCUAAUCCAACGCAAGAAGGUGAUUCAACUAAGAUCGUGUCUCCGCCACACAAGAUGGUUGAAGCAAGUGGCAUGUGCACCGAUCACCAUGAGAAAAAGUCAGUAGAUGUCAACAAAUACAAGGAUCUAUUCACUUCAGAAACUAGGGUGAUUGUUACUGGCAUGAUGGUCCAAGCGGUACAGCCCAUGUUGGAUUAUGACUUUGUCUGCGGACGCAAGACUCCAUCAGUUGCUGCUAUUGUUGAUUCAAGCUGUAGUGUUGAUGGCAAAGAGGAAUGGUUCUUAUGGGAUGAAGGACGUGUCAGCAUUCCAGUUUACAACAACAUUGACGCAGCAUUGAAGAACCACCCAGACUCCAGCGUGUUCGUCAACUUCGCCUCCGGCAAGGAUGCUGUCCACUUUGCAAUGGUCGCUCUGAAGUGUAAACAGAUUCGCUGCAUUUUGAUGAUGGUAGGUCACAUUCCAGACCAACAAAUAAGAGCUCUGAUUCUGAUGGCAAAGAACAAUGACGCCUUGAUGAUUGGUCCAUGUACGCCGGCUCAUCUAAUGCAAGUCAACUUCAUCAAGCCGGGCGGUUUCCGCUGCAAUAAAUUUGGGACUAUCGGCGGUGGCUUUGACGAUAUCCUGUCCAUGAAGUUGUAUCGACCGGGGAGUGUGGGUCUGGUAACCCGCUCUGGAGGCUUGUCCAAUGAGUUGGUCAUGGCCAUCGCAAGGAACACAGACGGCCUUUACCAGGGCGUCUCACUGGGUGGUGGCAAGUACACUGGCUCAACCAUGGUGGAUCACCUGAUGUUCUUGGAGAACACUCCUGAUGUCAAGAUUAUGUUGGUCCUUGGAGAGUUCGGAAGCUGUGCAGAAUAUGAGGUUUGCGAGGCCAUACGAAGCGGCAAGAUCACUAAACCGGUUGUUGCAUUCUGCAUUGGGGAAAGUGCAGAAUUGAUCAAAAAUGAACCGGGCAAUUUUGGUCAUUCUGGAGCAGGUUAUGUUACCAUGGAAACGGCAGUUGCUAAAAACCAAGCUUUAGCCGAGGCUGGUGCAGUUGUUCCAACAUCUUAUGAUGAUAUCCCCAAGAAGCUUGCCGAGGUGUAUGUGCGCCUAGUCUCCGAAGGCAAACUUGUACCCAAACAGGAAGCACCACCACCCAGUAUUCCUGCCAAUAUGAAACCAGUGAAAGGCAAGAAGAAAUGAAGUGACAAUUGAUCUUGGUCAAUCUUGCUCCGAUGGCUGCCAUUUUCUUCCCGGCAUGGCUUGUUUUCGAUCAUAACUCAUGUAAUUCAAAUGUGUACAAAUAUGACACCGUUUUAUUAGAUGCAAUUAGUAAAGUGUAGGCUGCAAUCCAAAGAAAUAUCAAGCACCUGUAACUUAAAUCAAAACCUUGAAAAACUUGAAAAUUUCAUACAACUGUGUUUCACUGGGGUUUUGAGUGUCAGUUGGUUUUUUGUUUUUUAAUCCUAAAUCUCGGUCAACUUCUUUUUGACUCACACUGUAACGUAGAAGUUAAUGGUUGUUCUGCCGUUAUUGCCAUAUUUGUAUUGACGAGUACAUAUUGUGUUUUCACAUCUAAUUUCUCAACAUUUAUUGCUGCUCUCAAAGACACUGUACACUAUUGGUAAUUGUCAAAGAAUUAAAAUAUUAGUCAAAGAAUGAAAAUAUUAAUGAAAGAAAAAAACACCCUUGUCGCACCAUGGUCACACGA